Molecule: messenger RNA, 1554 nt
Organism: Cuscuta campestris
Lineage: Eukaryota; Viridiplantae; Streptophyta; Magnoliopsida; Solanales; Convolvulaceae
Source: the annotation of a GenBank genome assembly
UUUUUCCCUCAAGGUUUAUAAUUUUGGGUUUUUUUUUUCACUUGAAUUUUUUUUAUUCUUGAAUCCCCAAAUCCAGUCAUCCAGAUACUGGGUUUUUCCUCAAGGUUGAUAAAUUUGUUUUUUUUUUUAAAUUUUCACUUGAUAUUUUAGAUUCUUGGCUCUUGAAAUUGAACUCUUGUCUGGUGUUUGGUUUUACAUGGCACAGCAUCUUCAUCUUCUGCUCUCCUUUUCUAUCUGAAUUUGGGUUUAAGAAACCUGAAUUUGUUUUUGAGAUUUAUUCUUUAUAUAUAAAUAGAUAUAGAUAUAUAUAUAUAUGAACAUGGCAAUAUCUUUCUAUUCAUUGAACCAUCCAUCAAAUAUGGUGGUGGGCUGUAAAAUUAGGCAAAGAAUUGAGGUUAUUAGAGGAACUAGAACUUUGAGAUACCAUCAAGUUCUUGCCAUGGCACCUUUUUCAAUUGUGCCGAAAUCGGGCAAUAUGGUAACCAACUCCACGAACCGUUUACCCCCGGAUGGGCCGGGCGGGUUUCGGCCUGCCCGAUCCAGCUUGGUAGGAAUCAUUGGAGGGGUAUCGGUCGACUCGACUCUGAGAUUCGUCAAGAAACUCACGGAAUGCGGGUUGAAGGACGAGGAGGAAGACGGGGUGCCUUUUGUGAUGUGUUGUGAUCCAUUGCUGAGUAAGAACAUCUCGUCCUACGAAAGGAGUUCGAUCCCUUUCCUUUCGGGCAAGUGCCGAACCCCGCAAACGGACGACCGUUCGAUCGUGGAACGGUUGAAGAGAAAACGGGUAUUUCUCGAGGGCUCGGGUGUCCAAUGUGUCGUUAUGCCAUGUCACAUUGCGCAUUCGUGGUAUGAUCACGUGGCGGAUGGGUCAUCGGUAGCUUUUCUUCAUAUGGGCGAGUGCGUGGCGAAGGAGCUUAAGGAAGCUAAGCUUAGGCCUCUUGAAGCGGGUAGUCCUCUUCGGAUCGGUGUUCUUGCUACCAAUACUGAUCUUACUGCUGGAUUUUACCAGCAAAAGCUUCAAGCUGAGGGUUUUGAGGUUGUACUACCAGACAAGGCAACCAUAGAACACACUAUAAUCCCUGCAGUGGAAGCCCUGGGCAGAAAGGAUAUCGAAGGGGCACAAAACCUGUUCCGAAUUGCAUUACAAGUCCUAUUCGUGAGAGCCGUUAACACUGUGAUCAUUGCCUCUGAUGACAUCCGCGAAGUCCUUCCCGUGGACGAUCCCCUCCUCAAGAAAUGCAUUGACCCACUCGACGCAUUGGCGCGGUCAACUGUAAGAUAUGCUCAAUCCGUUGGGAAAAUGUAAAGAAAUCCCAGCAGUGUGUCCAUUGUUUGUUGUUCAUUGUUCUUGAAUUCAAACAUUCUUUAUCUGUUCUAAGAAAAUUGGGAAUUGUUAAUAGUAUCUCAGUCAUCAAACCCCUAAGGUCCAAGAAAUUGGCCUUUUGGUAGCCAUAUUUUCGCCCUAUUUGGAUAUGUAUUUUUUUUGCCAAACAAGAAGUUUAUGUGCCCUUGAAUCUUGAAUUGGUUAAUAAUGAAGAAAAAAAGGUAAGUUUA